This is a messenger RNA of Propithecus coquereli (Coquerel's sifaka), 1081 nucleotides long. It is a transcript of the gene MRPL54, whose product is annotated as mitochondrial ribosomal protein L54. Gene Ontology annotation, cellular component: mitochondrial large ribosomal subunit. NCBI's taxonomy places the organism in Eukaryota, Metazoa, Chordata, Mammalia, Primates, Indriidae. The record is from RefSeq and is a predicted model, not a curated record. The transcript is spliced from 3 exons. Gene Ontology annotation, molecular function: structural constituent of ribosome. The coding region runs from base 1 to 417 and encodes 138 amino acids.
AUGGCGGCGAGACGCCUCUUUGGGGCUACCCGGACAUGGGCCAGUUGCGGGGCCCGGGCGCUUCUAGAUCCCUCCGGUCCUGGGAGACUCUUGAUCCGGGAUUAUGCCAAGAAACCGGUCAUGAAGGGGGGCAAAGGGGGCAAAGGCGGCGUGGCCAGCGAGGCCCUGAAGGACCCCGACGUGUGCACAGACCCCGUCCGGCUCACCACGUACGCCAUGGGUGUCAACAUCUAUAAGGAGGGCGAGGACGUGGCCCUGAAGCCAGACUCUGAGUACCCCGAGUGGCUGUUCGAAAUGAACCUGGGCCCCCCUAAGAAGCUGGAGGAGCUGGACCCCGAGACCCGGCAGUACUGGCGGCUGCUGCGGAAGCAGAACAUCUGGCGCCACAACCGGCUGAGCAAGAACAAGAAGUUCUAGCGCGGACAGGCCCGAGUGCCCCGAAGGAGGGCCCGGCGGGGCCCAGCGUCCCCCCAGCCCCGCCGCCGGGACUUUCUGUUUUUCUGGAGAGAACGGACUUGGGGCUUCUGCGUGGCACCCCCAGCCAGGCUGGACCAGGGCCGCGGAGGCCAACAAAGACCUGUCGUGGUGGCCCUUGGACGCCCCUCGGUCUGACGUCGGGCCUGGGGACAGGUGGGCUUCGCUCCUUGGGUCCCUGACACUGCCCUGGGGGCCGCGACUCCACACCACGAGGGGCAGGUGGUCCCAGCUGAGCCCCUCUCAGCCACCACAGCCGCAGGCCCGACCCAGGCCGUCGGGCUCGGGAAAGCGUCUUCGUGGGCGCCGAGAACCGAGGUGACGUUCAGUCUCUCCCAGACAGGGAGGCCAAUGCUGCCCUGUCCCGGGAAGCUCAUCGUCUUAGAGGGACGCCGUGGUGCGGAUUACUGCGCGCCUGCCUUCCCCGGGCUGCCCUGGCAGGUGGAGGGCAUGAGCACACGUCCCCCUCUGGUGUUCCCUGAGGGCCAUGCGGCCCCACUGCCACCUCCCACAGUUCCCCUGCUCUCAGGGUAAAGACCAAAGUUAUAAAGGCCACUGCACCACCUGUCCUGUCCCCUCCCUGCCCUCCCCUCCUCCCUCUUUCCCC